GGAUUAUUCGGUGGGUGGGCCUCAGGCUAUUUGUCUAAAAGGUAACAGGUUGUGCGAGGAGGAUAAUUUGCAUUUCUACUGAAAGUGGAAUUAGCCUAUACCCGAAGCCAUAUAAUUUAAUCCUUGUUUUUCUGUUCCCCCCUAUAACGUCUGGGCAUACUUGAAAAUACCUUUAAAUUUAUCUAUCAGGACCAAAACAACGGGGACGAGAACCACAGCUCAAUAAGCGAUUGAGAAUCGACAUUUGUCACAGAGAUGAGCACUCUCUCAGCGGAGCGGAAGGCGCCGCUGGACUACGGGGUGCAGAUCCGCUUCAUCAAUGACCUGCAGGACUCGGGCGGGGGCUACCCGCUGGGCCCGCGGGGGGGCGGGGGGGGCGUGGGCAGCCCGCUCACCUCGCCCACCUCCAAGUACGGCGUGGCGGUGCGGGUGCAGGGCAUCGCCGGGCAGCCCUACGUGGUCCUGAAGGAGGGCGAGAAGGGCGACUCGUACGGGGUGCAGCUGAAGAGCGAGGCCCCGCCCCCGGCCCCGCCCCCGACCUCCUACAGCCUGCCCCGCAGGAAGGAGGAGAGGGGCGGGGCCGCGCCCGCCCAGCCCCUGGGCCGCGCCCACUCGCAGGACUCCCUCCUGGAGAGGCGGGCCAUGGCGGAUUUCCGGGGCCUGGUGGCGCGGCCCCCCGGGGACGGGCGCUCGGGGAGCCACGGGGCCCUGGACGGGGCGGCGGCGGCGGGCGGAGGAGAAAAGGCGGCCCUCAACGGGGAGGCGGGGCUCAGGGCAGGGGAGGGGCGGGGCUUACCCGCCGAGUCCUUCCCGGACCCGCCCCCUCCGGUCGCGCCCCUGGACGACGGCCCCUCCUCGGCCGUGGACACCCACUCCCUGGCCCCCAUCAACAGGCUCAUCAGCAAGUUUGGCGGCGGCGGCGGCGAUGGUUCCGCGGGCCCGCCGCGGGGCCGAUCCAAGCCUCAGCUCCGGCCGAAGCCCGGCGCCCUGGACGUCCACGACGGCGUCCCGGAGGCCUUGGCUCCGCCCCCGCUCCCUUCCCUCUCCCCCUCCCCCUCGCCCGUCCCCAACCCCUACGGCUCCUCCCCUCCGCCCUCCUCCGCCUCCUCCUGCAGCAGCCUGGGGCGGAGCUACAGGUCCAGCAGCAAAGCCAUGUCCCGCCCCCUGGCCUCCACGCCCCCCUCUAGUUGGUCGGCCGGGAGGGUGGUUGCCAAGGAGACGCCACAGAUAGCCCAGACAGAGAAGCAGGUCACUCCUGACCUGCUGAGGGACCAGGGUCAAAGUUCAGAGGUUGCCAGCAAGGAGGAGAGAACCAAACAAGCCAUCUAUAGCAUCCUGAAGGAGGGGUCCAGUGAAAGCGCGGCCGCCACCAAUCGCAAGGUCGACCUCAUCUUGGAGAAGCUCCAGGACCUCGGGGUGUCCCAGGGCGCUGACCCCACCAUGAAGGCGGAGCUUGAGGAGUGCCUGGAGGAGAACCUGCGGCUGCAGGAGCAGCUGGACCGCAAGAAGGCCGAGCUGCACCAGACCCACAGCGAUGUGACGCAGCUCCGGAUGGAGAGGGAGGCGGCCGAGCUGAGGGGGCGGGUCCUGGAGGACCAGCUGGCCCAGCAGCAGGAGGACCUGAGGAGGGCGGCGGAGGACGCGGCCCAAACAGAGACUCUGCACACGGAGCUCUCCGGGGAGGCGCAGCUGCGCCAGCGGCUGGAGGACGCCCUGCGGCAGCGGGAGAGGGAGCUGACCGCCCUGAAGGGGGCGCUGAAGGACGAGGUGGCCACGCACGACCAGGAGAUCGAGGCCCUGAGAGAGCAGUACGCCCUGGACAUGGAGAGACUGAGGAGCAGCAUGGAGCAGGUCGCCCAGUCCCAGCAGGGUUACAGUGUGUCACGGUUGUUGUGUUUGUGCAGGCUGCUACAGGCCCGUCUGGAGAAGGAGGAGUUUGAGGAGGAACUGAAGGAGCUGCAGGAGAGACUGAACUCUAUGAAGGAGCAGAUACCUGAUUCUAGCCACGCACAGACCCUCACACAGGACCUGUAUCAGUGCCAGGACAGCCUGAAACGGGCCCGGUCGGACCUGGAGCAGCUCCGAAUCCAGCUGGACAGGAAGGGGGCGGAGCUGCUGUCCCUGAAGAAAGCCAGUGAGGACCGGGAGGCGGAGCAGAGUCGGGAGAUUGACAGACUGAAGCAGCAGUCGCAGGGGGACAGAGAGGAGCUGGCCCAGGCUCUGGAGAAGGCCAAGCAGCCGGCGGCGGCGGAGGCGGGCUGGGAGGCGGAGCGUCUGCGGGACCGGCUGGCGGCGACGCAGAGGGAGCUGCAGGCCCAGAAGGCCGAGCAGCAGGAGCUGCAGGAGACCAACACGCGGCUCAGAGACAAGAUCACCCGCCUGGAGGCCCGUCUGGAGUCCAGCUCGUCGCAGAGCUCGGAGGCGGAGCUGGCCCUGGAGGAGGAGAACAAGGGCCUGCGGGCCCAGCUGGAGGAGGCGCGGCGGGGGGCGGCCCGGCUGGGGCAGGAGAGGGAGGAGCUGAGCCGCCGGCUGGAGGAGCGGGACCGCGAGAGGGAGGGGCUGAAGAGGGGCAAGAGCGAGCUGGAGGAGCAGAAGAGACUGCUGGACCGAUCUCUGGAGAAGAUCGGCAAGGAGAUGGAGCAGCUGAGCUCGGAGUCCCGGCUGUGCGUGCAGGGGCUGCAGGCGCAGCUGGAGGAGUACCGCGAGCGCUCCCGAAAAGAGCUGCAGGACGCCCAGCGCCAGGGCAAGGACCGGCUCAACGAGCUGCAGCGGGCACAGGGCACCGCCCGCUCCCUGCAGGAGGAGCUGUUGCGGCUGAAGAAGGAGCUGCUCCUGUGCAGUGAGCAGAGGGACAGCGCCCAGCUGGAGAAGGAGCUCCUCUCCAACCGCCUCAAACACAGCGAGGAGGAGCUGGGCGCCGAGAAGAGUCUCCACGGCGACCGCAGCCGGGAGAUCCGCGCCCUGGAGGACCAAGUGAAACAGCUGGAGCUGGACCUGGAUGAGGAAAAGACCAACGCAGAGCUUCUGAGUGACCGUGCCACACGCAGCCGGGACCAGGUAGACCAGCUACGUUCGGAGCUGAUGCAGGAGAGGGCCUGCAGACAGGAUGUGGAGGUGGAUAAGAGUGUUCUGGAGAGACAGCUGAAGGAGCUGAGGGGCCGUUUGGCUGAUGUGGAGGGUCAGACUGCGCGCCCCUCCACGGGGGUGUCCCAGCUGGAGACCAAAGUGCAGGAGCUGGAGGAGCGACUCCACAGCGAAGAGAGGGAGAAGAGCAGUCUGCAGGCAGCUCAGAGACGGAUGGAGAGGAGGCUGAAGGAGCUGAACAUCAUAAUGGAGGAGGAGAGACAGAGACAGUCUGAACAGAAAGACCAGCUGGCCCUGCGUGUGAAGGCCCUGAAGAGGCAGGUGGAUGAGCGGGAGGGAGAGGUGGAGAGGCUGGAGGGACUGCGCAGGAAGGGUCUGCGGGAGGCCGAGGAGCACCUGGAGCAGAUGGACGUGCUGCAGGCCCGAGUCUCCACCCUGGAGGCGGAGCUAAAGAGGAAGGCACAGCAGUCGCGUCGUCCAAUCCUGAGCUCCGCGGAUGACGAGGGCCUGGACGACACGUUCAGUAUAGCCUCCCUGCUGUCAUAGCGCCACCUGCAGUUCGCCGGCUGCUAGAACGAGCGGGAGACCGAGAGACGGAGGGAUGUGAAAAGGAGGGAUGGAGGAAGAGAGAGAAGGAACAUGAUAAAUAAAGAGAGGGAGAGAUUUAGCAGCAGGUCUCUCCACCCCCCUCAGCAUUGAUGGACAGUGAUGAAGGGGUUACUCCACACUCACCACACAGAUAAUUUACUUUAGCAGAGCGCCCCCUGCUGGUGUCAGCCAGGUUGAGUCUUAAUAAUGUGUUUACUGCACUGAGCUUUGGGCUCUGUUCUACUGGGAAAGGGAGAGGGAUUCAUGGGAGCACUCAUGCUAGGGGUGGAGCCUGGUAGCACAGCAUCACCAUGGGGGGGGGAGUGGCUAGUUUGGGGGGAGGGGCAUUCUGCCGCGUUAGGUACGUUGUCGUGGUAACAUCGCACCCGAAAGGAAGCAGCCACUAGUAGUCGCAAUGCCGUGGCACAACGCGAAGACAAUCUCGGACGCAUCAGGGUCAUGCUUACAUUUUUCUAGACACUCAACAGCCGCGUUCAGACUGUGACCUUUCACACCUUCUGAAUUAGAGAAGAGGCCUUCACUGGUACCCUGUUAUGUCUGUCUCAGACUCUGCUGCAUUCAUACUCACUCACACACACACAGCAGUUCACCAACACACACUCAUACGUUCACACUAGUGCACAUUCACACUAGCGCUCACACUUACACACACAGGCUUAUCAGUACACCAACACACAGACUCAUACAUACACUCUAGCACGCACACACACAUCAUUCUACAACACACACUCAUACAUACACACAAGUGCACAUACACACUAGAGCACUCACACACACACACACACACACACACUUAUACAUAAUGCAUGCAUACACAUACACGCAAACUCUCACACUCAAGCACUCUCUCACACGCGCACAGACACACAGUUGGAACUGUUUCGUCAAUUUUAAACAGAAACGACAGCCACCCUUGAAAUGUUGAAAGUGCGAGCGGCAUGUUUAACUCCGGUCGGGUUCCACCUGUCCGAACACGUCGCUAGCCUUUACCUCAUUCCGCUGAGAGGCACUGGAAGCUUUUAACUGUUCCCCCCCCCCACUGAAUGUCGGUUUUAACUACGACUGUUUCUGGUUGUGGAGUUUGCGAUGUUUCGACACUGCUGUGCCUUUUUGAUUCGCUAUGGUAACGACGCGUGCACCUGUGUUUUUCUACUGACACAAACAACUGCCUUACCCGGUUACUCGGCAACAAAGUGUGAACAGUUUUGAUUGUGAAUUUAAUACUCUCUUUCUAUGAUCACCUGGUUCCCCCUCUUCACCUGUCACCAGUUGUUGCUAUGGAUAUGUGGUCCGGACUACAUAAGGCUGCCAUAACAGCUUCAUAGCGUGGCGUAGGUGCUUUAUUACGGUCUACGUAGGUUGCUUUUCACUUGAACAGGUUGGUUUUAUUUUCUCCUUCAGCAUCUAGGCCACAGAUGUCACUAUGUCAUCUGUCAUGAAGCUCUGCUGCUCUUUAUGAAUGCUUAAGUCAUGUCGGGCUUAUGAAGUAGUUACGCAUGUUUAUGAAGGACUUGUGAAGUUAGACUCCGCGUGGAAGGAUGUUGUGUGUGCAUUCAUUUUGAGGUUUUUUGCCAUCUUUCCCCUCUUUGUUAUUUUUUGUGGAUUCUUGCACCCUCUCCUUCUCUGUUUUUCUUUAGACCUUUUGUACACAGUCAUCUCUCCUUCCUCUCUCUACCUCUUUCCCUCUAUCUUUUUUUGGUUUUAUAUGCCUGAUGAGCUCCUGUUUUUAGAUCCAGUUACGACCUUCAUGUCUUUGCUGCUUGAUUUUCUCUCUCUCUCUCUCUCUCUCUCUCUCUCUCUGACACAUUCCUUGAAAUCAUGUGGAAGAAGAUAAAACUGUGAAUGUUUCACUCAUGCCUUAAUUGUAAUUUUAUUCAUGUUGAUGUUAUUGUUGUAUAAAGAGUAAUUAAUUUCUCAAAAUGAUCCUGAAAAUAAUUUUAUGACGGAUUACUAUUUUUGCUCGUUAAGUCCAGUUUGUUACUGUACACCUGACCUGUUACAACCAGAACACGCUUUCAACCUGUGAAUGGAUUGAUAUUGAAGAUCUGAGUUCGGUAAAUGAUGGUUAUAUCUACGUAGACAUGGGUUGUUUUAUUCAGCGUUACAUUUAACUGUUGUACUAGCUGUAGAAUGUUAUGAAAUGCAGAAGAUUUUCUGUACGGGCAGGUGAAUGAUGGGAGAUUGUUCUGCUUUGUACGGUGGAGUAUGCAGAGCAGAUUCGUUUGACAUUGUUUUUCUGCAUAUGUUAUGAAAUAAUAAAAUGUUCAGCGGAACUGUUUGUACGAAUGACCCUUUUUAACAUUAGUGUUGCUGUGUCGCUAAUAAACUUUGUGUAUCAAGCCAA
Messenger RNA from Anguilla rostrata (American eel), 6037 nucleotides. RefSeq names its product cingulin-like. Gene Ontology annotation, biological process: microtubule cytoskeleton organization. The record is from RefSeq and is a predicted model, not a curated record. Gene Ontology annotation, cellular component: bicellular tight junction; myosin complex. Lineage: Eukaryota; Metazoa; Chordata; Actinopteri; Anguilliformes; Anguillidae. Bases 256 to 3630 code for a protein of 1124 amino acids. Gene Ontology annotation, molecular function: microtubule binding. The transcript is spliced from 21 exons.